AUGGAGGACUUAUUUACGAAAGAUAAAAUCUUCUGCGAAGAAAUAGCGUAUCUGAAUCUUCGUCUCACAAAGACGGCAAGGGAAGUUCUGCGAAUGCAGAUGAAGCAGCAGGAAGCAAAGUACGAAAGCAGAGCCAGCAGCACCUACUUCCGAACCUCCGUUUAUCUGUCGGAGUUGCGUUUUUGGCCAGUGUUUGCUCCGCAGUCAGUUCUGGAUGCUAACCCAUGA
This is a messenger RNA of Soboliphyme baturini, 228 nucleotides long. The record is from the annotation of a GenBank genome assembly. NCBI's taxonomy places the organism in Eukaryota, Metazoa, Nematoda, Enoplea, Dioctophymatida, Soboliphymatidae.